Messenger RNA from Vicugna pacos (alpaca), 739 nucleotides. RefSeq names its product N-alpha-acetyltransferase 38, NatC auxiliary subunit (gene NAA38). Gene Ontology annotation, cellular component: NatC complex. The record is from RefSeq and is a predicted model, not a curated record. Lineage: Eukaryota; Metazoa; Chordata; Mammalia; Artiodactyla; Camelidae. Gene Ontology annotation, molecular function: RNA binding.
GAGAAACAAGGGAAAGGAGGAGUGAGAAUAUUGAAAAAAGGUAUUCUUGCUAAAUUCCGGGGUUCCUAAAGGAUAAGAACCCAAAGAAGUGAGAAAUUUCUCGCGAUAUCUUAAAACGUCCGGCGUAAUAGGCCUCAGUCAGCCACCGCGCAGAAGUAGGAAAAGCUCGCGAGAUCUCUGCAGUUACUGGGGAGACUAGGAAGAGAAGUGAUCUCGCGAAAGAAAACAGGUUGGGAGCGCUCGCGAGAUCUCAGACCACCCGACCCAAAAGGUUGUUAGGAAGUCGAAGGGCCUGGAGGAGGCCCGGGGACAAAUGGCCGGCGCUGGACCAACCAUGCUGCUACGAGAGGAGAAUGGUUGUUGCAGCCGGCGUCAAAGCAGCUCCAGCGCCGGGGACUCAGAUGGGGAGCGCGAGGACUCGCCCUCUGCGCGCGCUAGGCAGCAGCUGGAGGCGCUGCUCAACAAGACUAUGCGCAUUCGCAUGACAGAUGGACGGACACUGGUCGGUUGUUUCCUCUGCACCGACCGCGACUGCAAUGUUAUCUUGGGCUCGGCGCAGGAGUUCCUCAAACCAUCGGAUUCCUUCUCUGCCGGGGAACCCCGUGUGCUGGGCCUGGCCAUGGUACCCGGACACCACAUCGUUUCUAUUGAGGUGCAAAGAGAGAGCCUGGUGGGGCCUCCCUAUCUCUGAGUACGAUCUCGGGCUUGCCCUUCAGACGUCAUUAAACCUGUAACCGAA